GCCAAUCGUGGAUGCCUUCUCCGGCCGCAUCUAUAUAAUGGCCCUCCCCCAGGGUCCAUCACUCUCUUUAUUCCUCAUCCACUUCUCUCAUCUGCUCACAUCUUCCAAGUCAAGAUCAAGGACCACCUUAUCCAACACCGUCACAUCUACAGUCUACCUGUCUAGUCCUCGUGACCACACCUCAGUCACGCUGUCGCCGUCCAAGUCAUCCCGUUUCUGGCCCCCAUUCUAUUACUCCGUCCGGGAGUCACUUCGACUCGAAAGACCUCCUCCUCGCACCCGACCUCCCCUUCGUCGCUCUACAACCAUGCCUCACCCCGUUGAGCAGCCCGCCGAGCCUGUCGUGCUCGUGCGCGACCUCGAGGCCGAUGAGCAACUCGUCAUCAGCCAAUUUGAGCGUCACGCCAGUCACUGCUCCCAGUGCGCAGAUCCGAUGACCGUGCUCGAGGAAAAGCUGCUGCUCUGCAAGCGCGGCAACCAGUAUGCCCGCGACGUCGUCGACUACCUCCGCAGCAAGAACGGCAAGAUUUACUCGGUCGUCGACCUCGAACACAACCGGACCACUCUAGUCAAGGUGCCUCUGAAGAACGCAGCUGCCCGGCAACUCCUCCUGGCCAUUGAACAAGGCUUGUGCGUCCUGCCAAAGACCUCGUCAGUCACGCCUCCACCGGUGAUCAGCUACGACCCAGCUCCUCCCCGCAGGGCUUCUACCCAGGAAAACAUGGCCUGCACCACAAUUAUCGAGCGAGAGCCUCGGUCCCUGAAGCGUCGCCGGGUCAUCGUCUACACUUCACCGCGGAGCUCUCCUAGUCGGGGAUCACUCUACGAGGCGGAUGCAGCUGAUCGAAUUGAACGGGUCAAUCGGACCUCACGCAUCUACCGGCCGAGCGAAUACUACCGCUGAGGAACCACUUCAUCAUGCUUUCAGUCUUCCACCGAUCAUGGAUACUUCUGCGUUGCAGCCAAGUCACCGUUAUCCCCCACCCACGUCGCAGGCCGGCUAGACCGCCGCGACCGGCACGAGCCCUCCAUAGCGUGCAGCUAUGGUCUCGGAUAUUUUUAUUCCGUCUGAGAUUGGCCAGGAACUGGUUCCUUCCUCUGUUCUGUUGUCCCACUCUUCAUGUUGGCUUGCAUAGUGUUGACGAGGAACGAACAAACCCACAAAAACAGGAUGUGCAGAGCUAGCUCUGACUCAUUUGCCCGUGGUCUGCAGCUCACCUGCAUGCAGCCCGACCGUCGAUCCACCGGAUCCUCAUUCCCCUCAUUUGCUGACUCGGGGCUCGAACGAGCUACCCAUUUCUUUUGUCUUUGUGAUUGGUGAUUACGCGUCCAAUAGAUGUUGUUGUAUUUAAUACUACAAUGAUUUGACAAUUCUAUA
Molecule: messenger RNA, 1378 nt
Organism: Aspergillus sclerotioniger CBS 115572
Lineage: Eukaryota; Fungi; Ascomycota; Eurotiomycetes; Eurotiales; Aspergillaceae
Exons: 1
Coding region: 38-904 (288 amino acids)
Source: RefSeq, a predicted model, not a curated record